This is a messenger RNA of Porites lobata, 253 nucleotides long. The record is from the annotation of a GenBank genome assembly. Lineage: Eukaryota; Metazoa; Cnidaria; Anthozoa; Scleractinia; Poritidae.
AUGGGCUGUGUGAGUUCACUUUCUAAGUCGUGCGAGCUGGUGAGGAAACUCUUGACUCUGUGAUUGACAGGCGAGUGUGGAGAGAGGCUUUUCUGUAAUCCGCCAAGUGAUGAUGGACAAUAUGAAAGAACAGACUUUCAUUGGCCAGCGUACAAUUCAUGACCACAUCCUUAAUACUGGAGGCUUAAGCAAGCUGGUAAUUAUCAGAGAACUUCUUGCAGCAGCUAGCUCACUACUAGGACUAUGUGUGUGA